AUGUUCCGUUUGAGACAUUGGUACCAGACGAGGUUUCUGCUGAAGGAGAUAAAGAGAUGCUAUGUGAACCAGAUGAAAAAACCUAUUCUCACUUUGUUUACUAAGGAUCCGUGUCCACUUUGUGAUGAAGCGAAGGAAGCACUUGCACCAUAUAUGGACAGGUUUGUUUUAGAACAAGUGGACAUCACUCUUCCAGAUAACUCAACCUGGUACGACAGAUAUAAAUAUGACAUUCCUGUGUUUCACCUCAAUGGACAAUUUCUGAUGAUGCACAGCGUAAAUCUUAAAAAGCUGGAAAAGUCCCUUAGUAAACUGGAAAUGCAAAAUAAAGAAAACUGACUUAGUCUGAUUUUGAUUUGUUUUAAUGUGAUAACCCAGAGG
Molecule: messenger RNA, 381 nt
Organism: Nanorana parkeri
Lineage: Eukaryota; Metazoa; Chordata; Amphibia; Anura; Dicroglossidae
Gene: CUNH5orf63
Product: chromosome unknown C5orf63 homolog
Exons: 3
Coding region: 1-339 (112 amino acids)
Source: RefSeq, a predicted model, not a curated record